This is a messenger RNA of Helobdella robusta, 882 nucleotides long. RefSeq lists its product as hypothetical. NCBI's taxonomy places the organism in Eukaryota, Metazoa, Annelida, Clitellata, Rhynchobdellida, Glossiphoniidae. The transcript has 2 exons. The coding region runs from base 1 to 882 and encodes 293 amino acids. The record is from RefSeq and is a predicted model, not a curated record.
AUGGCCGAAUUCAGUUCGACCGAGGUCGAAGUUAUUGUGGCAAGCUUCAACACUGACCACAACACCAAACCGCGUAAGCACAAUCCAAACAGUUGGAUUAGUGCAGUAACCACUCGGAUUGAACAGGGCAGUCUCUCGGCGGCCGUCAGACUUGCUUGUUCGCCCGCAGGCCUGGCGGAGAGCUCGCCUGAGACACUCGCUAAACUCAAAGCUAUUCAUCCCAGUGCUCCAUUGAACAGGCGAGCUUUUCCCGCGCAGGAGCCGUCCAAUGGUCGCGUUUCACCAGCCCAGGUGUUGACGGCUUUAAAAUCGUUUAAUAAUGGUUCAUCGGGAGGCCUUGAUGGCUUGAGGCCUCAGCACAUAAAGGAUUUACUUUCCGGUCCGACGCCCACCGAUGAAUUGUUAAAUAACCUCACCCGGUUUGUAAAUUUGUUGUUAUCUGGGGUCUGCCCUCCCGCGGAACCGUCGGGCAUUGCGGCGCACGACGGUAAACGCCCUGACGGGUGUACCUUGAUCCCUUGGAGAGCCGGCAGGUGCUUGGCGUGGGACGUUACCAUUCCGGGCACCUUUGCUGAGCGCUACGUGCAGCUUACUAGCAAAGAAAGCGGUUUGGCUGCAACCAGGGCAUCUGACGAGAAGAUCAAAAAGUACGACGGAGCUCUCCCCUCGAUGGAGUUUUUACCGAUUUGUAUCGAGGUCCUCGGCCCCAUGGACCGUAACACCUCCGGGUUUUUCAAUCGAAUUUGCAAAAAUAUCAGUAUUAGGUCAGGCGAUAGUAGGGAAUAUUUUUUUGCUAUGAAUAAUAUCUCGUGCAUCCUGCAGCGGUUUUUGCGCGUCUGUGUGUUGGAAAAUGUGGAGUUGAAUGCCGACGGGGUUGAGUGA